Molecule: messenger RNA, 1095 nt
Organism: Hirsutella rhossiliensis
Lineage: Eukaryota; Fungi; Ascomycota; Sordariomycetes; Hypocreales; Ophiocordycipitaceae
Product: MULE transposase domain-containing protein
Exons: 4
Coding region: 1-1095 (364 amino acids)
Source: RefSeq, a predicted model, not a curated record
AUGGAAGCCGUCUACGCCCUCCAAUUCGAAUCCCACGAGGAUGCCAUCGCCGCCUGCCACGCUGCUGCCCGGGCGGAAGGGUUUGCCUUAGCCGUGCGUACGAAGAAGCCCUCUGCCGCCAAUCCACAAUGGAUUCUCUUGAGAUGCUCAAAGGGCCGCCACUGGCAGGAUCAAGGCGAUGAGGGCGCCCACGAAUCCAAGCGCCGCCGCAAGACCAGCACUCAAAAGACCAACUGCGAGUUCCGCGUCAUCGUGAGGAAGGCCAAUGGGGAAGCCCAUAACCACGAAUUUACUCCUGCUAUCACACAUAGCAGGUAUCGUGCCGAGGUUAUCCAGAGGCACCACGAGCAUAUCACCCACCUAUACAACUGCGGCCUACGGCCUUUCCUCAUCGCCUCGCACCUCCGUGGCCUCUCUCACGAAGAUCCCGAUCUCGCUGGCAUCACUGGGCAACACGUGAGGAACGCAAUUGCCUCGUACCGCCUCCAAGAGCUCACCGGCCGCACGCCAAUUCAAUUCCUCUACGAUCAACUCAAUACCUCCGACUUCUUCUUUCGGGAUACACGUGACCAAGAGGGCCGGCUGACCGGCCUCUUUAUCUCACCGCGUAGCGGCAUUGAGCUGUGGCGGCAGUACGCGAAUAUCCUCCUUUUGGACUGCACGUACAAGACCAACCGCUUCAACAUGCCUCUCCUCAACGUGUGCGGCUCUACAGCAGAGAGGAAGACCUUCUCCGUGGCCUCUAUUUUCCUCAACGGCGAGGCAGAACCGCAAUACCGCUGGGCGUUGCAGUGCCUGCUCGAGCUAGCAGCAGAGGAAGGAAUCCCGAUGCCGCGGGUCAUCGUCACAGACCGUGACCUUGCCCUCAUGAAUGCCCUCGUUAGCUGCCCAGAACUCGAGCACGUUAUUCACUUACUCUGCCGCUGGCACGUCAACAAGAACGUUCUUACGAAGUCUACAAUCAGCGACUACGGGAAUUUACUGCUGCGGGCCGUCACCCACAGGCAGCAGUGGAUUAUGCGGACAUACGACGACCUCUAUCGUGGAGGGCCUGCAUUCUACAAUGAAGCGGUUCCUUUGGUCCUCAACGGGUGA